Anas platyrhynchos (mallard) is the source of this 4193-nucleotide messenger RNA. RefSeq names its product MAP7 domain containing 3 (gene MAP7D3). Gene Ontology annotation, biological process: microtubule cytoskeleton organization. NCBI's taxonomy places the organism in Eukaryota, Metazoa, Chordata, Aves, Anseriformes, Anatidae. Gene Ontology annotation, cellular component: microtubule cytoskeleton. The record is from RefSeq and is a predicted model, not a curated record.
CGCGGCGGCGCUGCCGGGCGGUGCGGAGCCUGCGCACUGCGCUGUGGCGGCCCCCUCCUGCCCGGCCGGCGGAGCCGCGAGUCCCGGCGCUGAAGAUGGCGGAGGGCGGCGGCGGUGGUGGUGGAGCGGCGGCGGCGCCCCCCCCCUCCUGCUCUUCCUCCUCCUCCUCCUCCUCCUUGAAGGGGCUGCGGGAGCAGAUGGUUGCUGCAGCCCAAGCCAUAGCAGAAGAAAGAAGAAGCCAAAGUGGUGUUAGCCCUAUUGCAGUCCAGACCUCAAUAAACAUAAAGACAGCAACUAAACCAGUGAUAGAUGGUUCUACUCUAAGAACAGAAGAAAGGCAAAGACUAGCCAGGGAGCGUAGAGAAGAGCGGGAAAAGCAACAUGCUGCCAAAGAAACACAAAUCCUUGAAAAGGAGAGAAAAGCAAAACUUCAGUAUGAAAAACAGUUAGAAGAAAGGCAGAGAAAGCUAAAAGAACAAAAGCAGAAAGAGGAACAACGGAGGGCAGCAGUAGAGGAAAAAAGAAAACAGAAAAUAGAAGAGGAAAAGGAGCGAUAUGAAGCAGCUAUGCAUCGUACCUUGGAACGGAGUCAGCGACUGGAAACACGACAAAAGAGAUGGUCCUGGGGAGGGUCUGUAACGCCAGAUUCAGAGAGCAAAACAGAGCAACAGACCACAGAUGAAGUUGGAACUGGUGCCAGCAAGCGGUCCACCUCCACUGCAAACCUCAAGCAAACAGAAGCUGUCAUGAAUAAACGUUUAUCAUCAUCUGCAGCACUUUUAAAUGCUUCUGAUCGAAGUACCACAAAGCGAAGUGCCUCAUUAAACAGGCUGAAUAACAAAGUUCCUGUACAUUCUCAGCAGUCAGCACUCAAAGGUUCACAGGUGGAACAGAAAGGAGGAACAGAAAAGAAGAGGAGCACAUCUUUGAAUAGAAUGAGUAGUAAACCUCAUUCCUCUCCUGAACUAGAAAAAGUGAAAAAGGAAGAAAAAACAGCUCGCCGCUCCCAGGUCAGUCCUCUGGACAGUAGCGUUAUCAGUCGCCUCCUCGCCCCUACACAGGCAUCCUUAGCUAGGAGUAAAAGUGCUGCUACAUUAUCGGCUGAUGGACAAGAUCCCUCAGAAUCUCACCUCUGUCCUCGUUCAGCUUCAGCCAGUUCCAUCAGUUCCCCAGUCCCAACUCCUAAAGUGCCCGUGCGCAGUCGUAGCAUCGACAGAUUGAAGCCCUCUGUACCUUCAUCUGAUGCAAGUUCACCAGAUUCAACCCAGAAAUCAGAGGUGGAAAAACCAUCCCCAGGUUCUGGGUUAAGACGCCCUCCCUCACCAUCCGUGUCUGCCCGUAGAAGAUCCCCUUCUCCUGCUAAUUUGGUGAAGCGUCCUCCAUCACCUUCUACAGUUAGCAGACAAAAGACUCGCCCACCUUCACCUAGUAUAUCAAAACAAAGGCCACCAUCUCCUACUCUGAUCUCUAAACCAGCACCCAUCCAACGUCCACCUCUCAUACCAGGUGUUAUAAACAUUACCAAAAAGAAAAGUGAAGCAGAGAGCAAACCAAAGGAAAAGAGCACAGAAGGAAUGGGACAAGAGCAAGGUGCUUCACCAGCCUUGGACAGGGAUGCAGUAGCAGCUAGCACGAAGACCAAAGAAGAAUCAGGUAGCAAAGCAGUAGCAGGGACCACCACAGCUGAAGAAGCUGCUAAAAUCUUGGCAGAGAAACGACGUCUGGCACGAGAGCAAAGAGAGCGGGAAGACCAAGAAAGAAUUCAGAGAGAGGAAGAGGAAAGAAUCAGAGAACAAGAAAUGGCCAAGAGAGCAGUUGAAGAAAAAGCACGACGGGAAGAGGAGCUCCGCAAACAGGAGGAAGAAAAGAGAGUGGCUUAUGAAGAACAGCAAAGACAAGCUGAAGAGGAAAGAAUCCGUCGAGAACAAGAAGAGCAGGAAAAACUUGCAGAGCUUCAACAGCAGAGAGAAGAAGCUGAAGCAAAAGCUCAAGAAGAGGCUGAAAGACAGCGGCUGGAAAGGGAGAGAAUUAUGCAGCAAAAUAUGCAGGAAAGGCUUGAAAGAAAAAAGAGAAUUGAAGAAAUAAUGAAAAGAACACGAAAAUCGGAUCAAAACGAAUCCAAGUUGCAGAAUGAAGGGAAGUCUGCGUCUGAGGUUAUCGAGGGAGAAGACAUUGAAGAGGAGGAAGAGUUGGGACUUGAGAAGACCAAUCAAUCAGGAAAACUAAAUGGCAUUGACUUACCCCAGGAAGUCAAGGGGGAGACAGAGGGCUGUUUACAGACUGCACAUAGCUUGAUCUCUACAGAAUUUGAGCAACAAGACGUGUCAGAGUUGAAGGCCAAUGAAGUAUUUAUGAAUGGGAGCGAUUUGAAAAACGAUGACGGAUCUCUACUCUUUACUGAAUUAAAGGAUUCCAGCCAUCCUGCAAAAGAAAUGGUUAUUGAUGACUCAGUGAAGUUGGGUGUUAAUGAAGCUGAUCAUACAAGUGGACUUAUUCAGAAUCUUAAUGGAAAAUCUGAUUCAUGGACUUUUGAGGAGUUUAUUGACGUUGGAGUACAUUCCAGGUCAACAAAACUGAGUUCAGACAGUCUCUCUGCUGAUAACUGUAAUCAAAACUUGAAUGAUGCUGCUACAAUACCUUCUAGUCCCAAAUUGGCUUAUGAGGAAGAUGGUGCAGUGAAUUCUUUGACCAAACCUAUAGAUUCUUCAUCAGAACUGUGAACACUAGAGACCUGGAAAUAAUCUGAUUGCACUGCAGUAAUCCAGUGUUUUAUCAAGUACCGAAGGCCUUGUUUUGAAAAGCUGCUUGUUUACCUUUAUCCAUCUUCAAGUUUGAAAAAAAAAAAAACAAAAACACAUCAGGGGAGGGAUGACAAACUUCUAGAUUUGCACCUUGAAACAUUUCAGGGAGACUAUUGUGCUGAUGUUCCUUUUCCAUUUGUUUAGUUAAUUGUUGGAUAGGAUUUCCUUGUCUAAAUAUUACUUACUUCCCUCUGACAGACUUUACGCUAACUUAAGUCUUUUUUUGUUUUCAUACCAGUAAUGUACAGCAAUGUGCCACUGCAGACUUUCCAGUUUGCUACUGGUCAGAUUUUAGAUAUUCCUAAAAUGGCACUUGAUGAAAUAAGACUUUUUUAGUGCGUGUUAAAGCUCAAGUUCAUUUGUAAUGUCCUAGAAAAAAGCUGUACACUUUCAUUCACGUGCGAUUUUUUAAAUGCAAAAUUGAGUAUCUUCAGCUUUGAAUUGAGAAGGAAAAAUUUGUAUUUUCCAACAUCAAGUUUCAAAAUAUUUCAAAAAUGUUGAAAUUUCAAAAGUUUCAAAAUGCAACGUUGUGUCAUCACAUGUUUUAAUCUAUUGGAAAACAGCAAAACAUUUUACAGGAUAUGCACUAAUAUUACAAAAAAUGUUGAAUACCUAGAUUUGUUUGUCAUAGUGCAGUUCAACAUGUCAUGCUUUUAAAAAUGUUUUCCUUCUGAUUUAUUUAUCUACACUCAUGUAAGUAUUAUUUUAUUGUGUACAUAACAGUAUUAGACCAUUGAAGUCGUGUUUUGUUCAUGUUACUGUUAAUUAUUCUAAGUGUUCCUGUUCUAGCUUUAUAACAGACUGCAAGCUGCAUAUAUAUAUAUAUUUCCCUUCCCCGAAGCCUGUAUUAAGUAAUCUGUUUAACCUAAACUUGCCUGCUUUUUACAGCAUGAAGAGAUUAACUAAGCAUCUUCUGAAAACUGCUACUAAAAGUAAUACUGCAGUCUUGUUCUUAAGUCUCCUGUAAUAGAUAUACUAAAUAAGUGAUUAAUUUAAAGAAUAGCUGUCUCAAAUCUUGCUAUAAACCAUUGACUGAUAGUUAAAUUAAAAUGAAUCAUCCAAAUGGCAGCUGAAUUUAAAGUGGUUAAAUGCAAAUGUAUUUGCUGGAACUGCAUUCUUUUCUUGACAUCUGCAAUUGCAAUAGGAAACCCUCAGCCUUCUUGCUCUCACUGUUUGCUUUUCAGAAUAUGUUAGAACUGUUUUAGACUUUAGAGCAGUGCCUUAGGUAAAAAGAAAAAUGUAUUUUUGUAUGAUAGUUAUUUCAGGCAGAGACAAUCACUCUAACAAAGAUGCUGAUAUUUUUUUCUGUGCUGAUAUUAUUUGUCGAAUGGUCUGUUACAGCUCUAUGUAAAUAUGUGCGCACUGUUAAAUAAACUUUGCAGUUGAACAAUG